This is a messenger RNA of Gambusia affinis (western mosquitofish), 10971 nucleotides long. RefSeq names its product E3 ubiquitin-protein ligase HECW2-like. Gene Ontology annotation, molecular function: ubiquitin-protein transferase activity; protein binding. The record is from RefSeq and is a predicted model, not a curated record. Lineage: Eukaryota; Metazoa; Chordata; Actinopteri; Cyprinodontiformes; Poeciliidae. Gene Ontology annotation, biological process: regulation of dendrite morphogenesis. Bases 1202 to 5671 code for a protein of 1489 amino acids. The transcript is spliced from 30 exons.
GGAAGCGGAGGUAGGAUGUGUUCGCUCCGUUAUUUUGACGCUGAGCCGCUCUGAUACUAUGAAUUUCUACAAAAGACCUGGCUGUUUUCAAGUUCCUGAACAGAUGUUUUAAAGCGAACGUGUAGUCGGGAGCAGCUGUGCCCCUCAGCUGUAAUGAGUAGGAUUGAAAUAGAUCGAAACGGGAGGCGGACGUAAAGUGGAUCCCGUAAAUAAAACAUCAAAGCAUCUCCUCCCUUCAUGGAAGCCUUGCUACGUUACCGUGGAGUAAGCGAGAGAGAUGGGAAAGUGAUUUAAAACUGGACCUCUAACAAAGAAAAUAUCUUUAAGACGUGGGCGUUUCUGCUUUAAGCUCUCGUUCGGACUACCGGGAAGCUGCGGGGCUGUGCCCCGUUUCAGGAGCCGCACAUCCCGCCUGCAACCAUAGGAUGGUGCCGAUGAUGUGUGGGCCUGUGGAGAUCCGCCAUUUAUGACUGGAGAUUGAUCGACUUAUUAGUGGCAUUUUUUUUCGGCGCACCAGGGUGUUGUAAGCACCUUCUGAUUCCUCCUGUAAAAGGUUUUACCUUCCUUUCUGUGUGGAUAACUCUGUCUUCAGUCUCCUCUACCUGGACAGAAGAGUUGGAUAAUUCUGAAUUUGUCUGCUUCUCCUUCCUUAAUUCCCCAUCUCAGCUACCUCUGAACUUCUCUUCUCCAGCCAUUAUGCAGUCAUGGAGGAAUCGCUUGCUUGCUGAGGUUAGGAAGGCCACAGUUUGGCUCUUUACUGCCAGACUAUAACAAAUACUGACAUGAAGCUUAGUAUAGAAAAUAAUCCUAUAGUUUUAAUUCCAUAUGACCAUCUGAACAAAUUGAACGUGAGUACUCUUCCCUUUCCCAAAGGAAUACCAGCAGCACCAAAGACUUCCUUGCUUAGGUAAUCCUAAUCUGUAUGGUUAUGCUGGAUUUUCCCUACUAUUAAAUUUUCUUCAGUUUCAGUUAGAUACAGACAACUCCUAGUGCCUUCUUUUUUUCUGUUGAACCCACUCCAUUAACCUCCACCAUUCGGCCAUCCCUCACAACCGCAGUCCUCCUCCCUCGCCCCCGUCACCACUCAUCCUCUAACUCCUCUUCCCCAUCCUCCCCUCUCCACCAUCACCACUUCCCUCAGUCCCACUUCCACGAACAGCUAUCUUCGCCUCCUGCUUUCUCUUCUGCCCCAGCUGUGGGCAUGGCAGCGGCUGCCACUGCAUCCGCCUCUUCUGCAUCGCCUCCAUUACAGACAGCCUCGGCAUCCAACAACAAUGCCCACGACCACCUGCCGGUGGUGCGCCGGCGUGUGCCGCACAGUCGGCCGUACACAGUGGGACUGGACAACCUCAGCAGUUUGUCGGUACAGGUAACAGCGGGAUCCUCAGAUUCAUCGUCCUCUGCUGUGCCAUCCGGGAGCCAGCUGGAAUCAGCGGGGCUGGGACUGCAGAGGGCCAAUAGUGACACAGAUCUUGUGACCUCUGAAAGCCGCUCAUCACUUACAGCGUCCACAUACCAACUGACUCUCGGUCAAGGCCACCUGGUGAUCUCAUGGGACAUAAAGGAGGAAGUGGAUGCCACUGAUUGGAUCGGCCUUUAUCACAUUGAUGAGACAUGUGUGGCCAACGUCUGGGAGUCCAAGAACCGUGGAGUAAAUGGUACUCAAAAAGGACAGGUUUUAUGGAGACUGGAACCUGAGCCCUAUUUCAUGGAGGCUGAGACAAAGAUCUGUUUCAAAUAUUAUCAUGGAAUAAGUGGAGCAUUAAGAGCAACAACUCCUUGCAUCACUGUGAAGAACCCAGGAGUCCCAGUGAGAAGUGAAGGCCAAGUGGAGGAGCAGUCAGGAAGUGAACAUUGUCGAAAACUUGUCAGCUUCACCCUGUCAGAUAUCCAGGCAGUGGGGUUGAAGAAGGGGAUGUUUUUUAAUCCUGACCCAUACUUGAAAAUGUCCAUCCUGCCCGGGAAGAGGAGCGGCCUCCCCAAAUUCACUCACCAUGGCCAGGAGAGGCGCUCCACCAUUAUAGCCAACACCAUCAACCCUGUGUGGCACGGGGAGAAGUACACCUUUGUGGCUCUGAUGACUGAUGUGUUGGAGAUUGAAGUGAAGGAUAAGUUUGCCAAGAGCCGACCAAUCAUCAAACGCUUUCUGGGUCAUCUGAUCAUCCCUGUGCAGAGACUUCUUGAGGGGCCAGCAGUUGAGGGUCACCAGAUCAGCUAUAGCUUGUGUCGCCGCCUCCCGACAGACAAUGUGACCGGCCAGCUUCAGUUCAGAGUGAACAUCACUUCCACCGGACAAGAAGAAGCCUCCCCAGACGCUGGUGAAGGAAGCCUCCUGGGCAGCGGAGACCCUGGCAGCCCAUCUGAUGAUGAAGAUCUUCCUCAAGCCUCCUCAUCAUCUCGUGUCACAAAUGGACCUUCUCCCAUGGGUUCCGACAAUACCCCCUUGUUGGUGAAUGGCCUUUGUUGCUACGGAGAGAACAUCCUGUGGCAUGAGCCACAGGGAGAGAAUGAUCUGCCCUCUGCGGCUCAGGGGCAUCAUACCCAUCGACAGGUGUCCCUCAAUGACUACCUUGACGCUCUUGAGGCCCCCACUGGCCACGGUGACCGACUUUUGGUGCCGCCUUUGCCAAAACUGCGCUCCAGCUUUCCAACUGACACACGACUCAACGCCAUGCUGCACAUUGAUUCAGAUGAGGAUGAGGAUACAGCGGGGCAGCGCAGAGACCUAUCACAGAACACAAGUGCAGAACAGAGCACAGACUCUGUAAGCAGAUCACCUGCACAGAACGAAGAUUUAAAGGAAAAUAUUGGAGCUGGACCAGAGAAAGGUCCUUCUGCUGUGGGUCAGCUUCCAACUGAGCCUCCAAAUGCUGGAAAUGAAGUAGCAGCAAAUGAAGGCGAAAACGAAGCUUGUGCUCUAACCAGAGCAUUGGUAGAUGGGGCUGAAGGGUCUGCUGGAGCAGCACAGUUGACUGAAGAAACAGCUGUCUUCUCAUCCCAAAAGCCUGGAGCUGAGGCUGCUGCAGCCGAUCCACAGGGAGAUUCUGGACCACAAUGUUCCUGUCAGGAGCAGAGUAGCAGGAUGGGAACCUGUAGCCCUUCCCUGGGUCCUCUUUCACCCAUUCAAGAGGUUGAAGCAAGGAAAGAACUUGCUCCAAAAGCAGAAGAGGAAGGGGCAGAGUCAUCAAGCAGUGAGGUGAACGGGCCAGUUGGAGCAUCUGCUCCGAACAGCAGCAGAGAUGUCAGCAGAGGAGAGAGUUCUGAAGCUGGUGCCACAGCUCAGGUCAACAGUCAUCAGUCUGUUCGGUCCCUUCCCUCUAUCCGCCAUGACAUCAGCCGCUAUCAGAGAGUAGAUGAGCCUCUGCCUCCUAAUUGGGAGGCUCGCAUUGACAGUCAUGGUCGCAUAUUUUAUGUGGAUCAUGUGAACAGAACAACAACAUGGCAGCGGCCUACUGCUCCCCCAGCCCCACAGACUCUACAGAGGUCCAGCUCCAUACAGCAGAUGGAACAGCUCAACCGCAGGUAUCAGAGUAUCCGAAGGACGAUAACAAAUGACAACAGACAGGAGGAGCAGCCAGCCAGUGAGCUGCUUGGGGAUGAGACUGAUAUGCAUCCAUCUGUUCCAGAGUUCCGGAGGGAAAACGGUGUGGCUCAGGCCAGUUCCAGGUCUCGCAUCUCCUUGCUGCUGCAAUCCCCCACCGCCAAGUUCCUCACCAGUCCUGACUUCUUCACUGUGUUGCAUUCCAACCCUAGUGCCUAUCGCAUGUUUACCACCAACACAUGUCUGAAGCAUAUGAUCAGUAAGGUUCGUAGAGAUGCACACCACUUUGAGCGCUACCAGCACAACCGUGACCUGGUGGCUUUUCUCAACAUGUUUGCGAAUAAACAUCUGGAGCUGCCCAGAGGCUGGGAGAUGAAGCAUGACCACAGUGGCAAGCCUUUCUUUGUGGAUCAUAACUGCCGUGCUACCACCUUCAUUGACCCUCGGCUGCCUGUUCAGAGCUCUCGUCCAAGCCUUCUAUCUCACCGCCAACAUCUGACCCGACAACGUAGUCACAGUGCUGGGGAGGUCAGUCCAAGGCAACUGGUGGGUGAGGAAACACAUCACCCUGGUCCUCCAGUCUUGCCACGACCUUCAAGUACCUUCACCUCAGCUAGCAGGGGGCAGUGCCAAGAGGUUGUCCCUGUUGCUUACAAUGACAAGAUCGUGGCUUUUCUUCGACAACCAAACAUCUUUGAGAUUUUGCAGGAGAGACAGCCGGACUUCAGCCGAAACCAUGUACUCAGGGAGAAGGUCCAGCUGAUCCGCACAGAUGGUGUGUCAGGACUGACCCGACUGUCAGGAGAUGCAGACCUUGUCAUGCUGCUGAGUCUGUUUGAAGAUGAAGUGAUGUCCUACAUCCCUCCUCAUAACUUACUUCUCCCCAGCUACUGCCAGUCACCUCGGGGAUCCCCUGUUUCCUCCCCGCAGAACUCACCAGGAACUCAGCGAGCCAAUGCCAGAGCCCCAGCUCCUUACAAGAGGGACUUUGAGGCAAAACUCCGCAACUUCUACAGAAAACUGGAAACUAAAGGCUAUGGUCAAGGCCCUGGAAAGCUAAAAGUGACUAUCCGUCGGGACCAUCUCUUGGAAGAUGCUUUCAACCAAAUCAUGUGCUACUCCCGGAAGGACCUGCAGCGCAGCAAGUUCUACGUCAGUUUUGUUGGGGAGGAGGGCUUGGACUACAGUGGGCCUUCUAGGGAGUUCUUCUUCCUGGUUUCCAGGGAAUUGUUCAACCCAUAUUAUGGUCUGUUUGAAUAUUCAGCCAAUGACACCUACACCGUUCAGAUCAGUCCCAUGUCGGCCUUUGUAGACAAUCACCAUGAAUGGUUCCGUUUCAGUGGCCGCAUUCUGGGUCUGGCUCUGAUCCAUCAGUAUCUACUGGAUGCCUUCUUCACCAGACCCUUCUAUAAAGGCCUUCUGCGCAUUCCCUGCGAUCUGAGUGACCUGGAAUAUCUGGAUGAGGAGUUCCACCAGUCUCUCCAGUGGAUGAAGGACAAUGAUAUAGAAGACAUGCUUGACCUCACCUUUACUGUCAAUGAGGAAGUGUUUGGACAGAUCACAGAACGCGAGCUGAAACCUGGUGGAGGGAACAUCCCUGUCUCAGAGAAGAACAAGAAAGAGUACAUUGAGCGGAUGGUGAAGUGGAGGAUAGAGCGAGGAGUCGUCCAGCAGACUGAAAGCCUGGUCAGAGGUUUUUAUGAGGUGGUGGAUGCGAGGUUGGUGUCUGUGUUUGAUGCCAGGGAGCUAGAGCUGGUCAUUGCUGGCACUGCUGAGAUUGACUUAUCAGACUGGAGGAGCAAUACUGAAUACAGAGGAGGUUACCAUGACAACCAUAUUGUGAUCCGGUGGUUCUGGGCUGCAGUGGAGAGGUUCAACAAUGAGCAGAGAUUACGACUCUUGCAGUUUGUGACAGGAACGUCAAGCAUUCCAUACGAGGGCUUCGCGUCACUGCGUGGCAGCAAUGGACCUCGCAGGUUCUGUGUGGAGAAGUGGGGAAAGAUCACCUCACUGCCCAGAGCUCACACAUGUUUCAAUCGAUUGGACCUGCCACCAUACCAGUCCUUCUCCAUGUUGUAUGAGAAGCUGCUGACUGCUGUGGAAGAGACCAGCACCUUUGGGCUAGAAUGAGACGCUGUCUUUGUCGACUGGCCCAGUUUUCUACAGCACUUUUGAACCUGCUGUUGGUAAAGAGAGGAGGCCGUAUUAGAAGAAAAGACAUUGCCCUUUCAUCAGCCUUCAGUGUACUCAAAACAGUUUUUUACUCAAAGGGUGACUUAAAAGCCUUAAUUGGCAAAAACCUAAUGACCCAGUUUUAAAGCAUUUUAAAAAGCACCGUCUGCCAAUGUUCAGUGAUUGGUUGGUAGGUAACAUCCAGUCCAAGACCUCAGUCAAAAAAGAGAAAGACCGAUUAGAAUAGACUGUGUCACUACUCAGCCUGAAAAUCACUUUGCCUCAGAUAUUUUAAAUCAAGACUGACCUUUUGAAAUGACUCCACUGAAAAGGUAAAUGCUUUACGAUGCACUCCUCUAUUUUGCACGCUUUCACUUGUAACACUAGACAAAUGAAGCCCUACACUGCCUUCAGGACUGACAUCAGCGCUGCCCAGCACUGACCAUUCAGACACCUGUUUUUACACAUUACAUAAGGGAAGUAAGUUUUUUGUUUCAAAAGCUAAGCUAAUGGAGUUAGUUUUUUUUUAGUUUGAAUGAAUUGUUGAAAUACAAGAAUGUCCAGCAAAAGCAGAUCCAAGUACAGCAAUUAUUUGGAGCUUCCCAAUUUAGAAACUGCAUGUGUCGAUUUUGAAAGCAUUUAGAGUUGUUAAUGCUGUAUCUCAAACGUUUGUGGGAAUUUCUACUUGAACCUAGAAGCUAACAGUCGAUUUUGGAUUAAAUUUCAGUAUUUUCCAUGACAAUAUGGGAUUUUCUUUCCCGGAGGGAUCUGAAUGUAACCAGCCUUAGCCUUCAAAAUAAUUCAUCACUAUAUAAUUGUGUUAAUUGGUUGAAGUGAACAUUAGUUUUUAAAUUGAAUGGGAAGGAGGUUUUAGAUCAUGACAUGACAAAAAUUCAAAUUCCAUCUGUCUUCAUACAUCCUUCAUUGUGCAAUACACACUAUAAUUAACUGUAAGUAACUGGAUCCUCAUCAGAGUCAAUGCUGGGAUUGCCUUUCUUCCAAAGGCAAUCCCUUUUCUUUAACAGGAAAAUAAGCUACAGUUAGAGACAGACAUCAAAAGCAUUGAUUAACUGAUGCACAAAGUAUCAGUUUAUCACCAUCUGGUACACGGUUGUCUAUAUUUUCAACCAUGUAAUUUGCUCAGAGCUACAGACAAUAGCUGCUCAUAAAUGUGGAAUAAUUUUUUUUUUGAAAGUUUGAUUUGCACUGUGAUCAACAGUAGUAUUUUAUUUUGUAGUUUUAGAAAAUGUUAUUGUUUUAUUUCAUUCUGUCACAGCCAUGUUGUGAGAAGAAGCAAAACGUAUUUAAUUCCUAUAUGAGCAAAAGUGCAUUUGAAGGUCAUCAUUCAAUUUGUGGAGAAAAUCAUCCACAAACAGAAACCUUUAAAGUGGAUAUAUCAUUUUAAACUCUUCUUUUUCACAUCUAAAUCAUUCUCUUCUAAAGUAGAAUUGCAGGCUUUGGUCUGAAUUCCUCACUAUUGUAGCUCCACAGACCCUGUUCUGAAGCAGGUUUUAGAGCAACUGUUUUGCUGGGUUUUACAAUGUGAAUGAGACAUUUCAUGCCCUUCCCCUUCCAGGGCAUCCUGUGUUCCACUCCACCCCAUUCUGCCCUUUUUGUAGUUUGAUACCAGUCAUCCACCAACAGAGAAACUUUUUAUUCCCAAGUUACGAAUACAUUGCAAUGGUUUUAUUCUCUAUUUCCACCCUCUCCAUCCAUUCCGACUACCUACAAUAUGGAGGGUCAUUUAACCAUAGAGUCCAUGCAUGUCAUUAUACCUAUUAAAAUUUUAAUGUCAUCACAAUAUGGAUGAAGUAAACAAAUGUUUGACAUAAUUAAUGGGUUAGCUAACAGGAUCAUGUGUUCCCCAAGACAAAAAACGGCCAAAACAGAGCCAAAUCCCAAACAUGCAGUACAGUUAUAUCCUGAAGAAGACAGCUAGAUGCUAACACACAGUGCUAACAGAGCCAGAAGGCACAAUGACUAAUCGAGACAUCAUUAUCAACACACAAAAGUCAUGUCUAAAAUAAGCGUUGUUGUCAUUGUAACAUUAUUUGGAGCUUACCGCUUUGCUGUGUCCCUCGUUUCCAUAGAGAGAAGGAACUGACCCUCAAUCAGACAAAGUCUUUCAGAAAGUCCCUCUGCAUAUUGGUGGUGGUUGCUGAAGCACUUGUCCCUCAGUGGGGAAAGUUCGCUUGCGCAGAGCAAACGAACUUUGCUCCUCACACUAAUAACCCUUACCCUUUCCUCUUUCGGAGAAAAAUACAAUUUAAUUAGACACGUUGACGAGGCUCAAAUGCCAGAGGACAAUCAUGUUUAUGAAUACACUCUAGAACUGAACAUUUUCACUUGUCUACUUGCAACUUCAGCAAACUGAUAAGUCAGAAGUCAUGACCUUGUCACCACAUUUGCAGUUUCAUAGCAAAUGCAGUGACAUCAUAGCACUUCACCGUGGAGUUCUAUGGGACACAGCCUGAGGAUCCAACAGUCAUUGAAUUCACCAUGGUCUCAUCAAAAGUUUAUGAGGGCCAGUUACACUAAAAUAGCUUCUAUUGCAGCUUAAGAUGGUUCUUCAUCAUUUUAGCUUUGUUUUUCCUUCUCAUAAAGUUUCUGUCUUUUCCCUUUGUUGUUGAAAAUGUAUAAAACAAUUACUUUGUGACACUUUGUUCAUGUGAAGAUGUAUUUAUGCAUUUUUCUGACAUUCAAAGCCAUUAAAACUCAAUUAAGUUUAUUGUUUGUCCAACAGUGACAAACCUAAAAGCAUGGUUUGGUGCGGCACCAAGAAGUUGUGAUAAAACGGAAUGGUGUUUGGGGAACCCCAGGUGAAAUCCAUGUUGUUUAAAUGCAAGUAAAAUGGAAUUUAUUUUUCCAAUCUUUUCUCCACACAUUGACCCUACCCAGUGUUAAUACAUUGACCGACAAUGUAAUUGAUUUGUACCAUGUUAAAUGUAGAAUGUGUCGCUUGAUUCCAAGAGGCCUAAUGUUACUGUCACAAACUGGAGAUGGGGGAGUUGAAGUUUGGGGUGCAAAAGUGUUGCUUUCUUCAGCAGGUUCAAUGUUGCUGGAGUAGAGUUGAUGAGAUGAUGAAUGAAGCUAAACCUAUUUGAGGUUAAAGAAGACAUGAACCUGAGUCGGAGGACUGUAGUUCGAGACUCCUGGUUAGAAUUGUUUUCUCAAAGUGCAUCCAAAUAUCAAAUGGGGAAAAACUUCAUGAGCAAAGCUGCAAGGAGCUUAUUAUGAAAAACAUUCAGCUGUAGUUGCUACAAAAGAUUAUUCUACUAAACACUGACAUGUGGGAGCUGGAAGCAAAAGUUUAAGGGGUAUGAUAGAUUUAAUAGGGUCUGAGUAAAAAGGGCAUUCAAAUGCCUUCUUGCUCUUUACCAGUUUUGCACUCUCAUUUCACUUUUAUUUGUUUUUCUAUUGGAGAAUGUAUCUAGACCUUGUGUUUGUAACCACUAAUUACUCUGUUCCGUUGUUCCUCAGACUGGUGUUCUAGUCAGAUCAUCUUUAUAAAUUCAAGAACAGUUUAUGUAAACAUAAUCCACCAAGAUUAGGUUUACAUGAUGUUUUCUUCAUUACAUUUUGCACAAAAAAAGAAAGCAUGCCUUUGUAUACUGCUGCAGAAUUCACUAGUACUACACAAGUCUGAAAUGCACAGCACAGUACUUCCUGGACCUUGAAGUAUCUAUUGCAUUGCUGAUGUUAUUUAGUAAGAGACAAAUUAGCAAAAUAUUUCCAAACUUACCUUUAUAUUUUCUGUUUUAAAACUAACUUGGGGCCUGAAUUUUUAACAGAUCCAAACUUGUGGGCACACACACCUGAGCUACAGGUACAAUUUAGAUUGUGUCAGCAAAAUUACUAUUUAGCAUGCGUGCCUUCAUGAGUAUGCAGAACAUAUUCAGAGCGUCAUAAUGUGCAAAGGAUUGGGCAGAGGUUUUGAAAAUCUGUUGAUUUACCACCCACAAAGUGAUUUAUUGAAACAAUAGCAGAUUGGGGAUUUGUUCUGGGAUCUAUAUUUAGCAUGUUUGAAAGGGAAGUGCAACUGACAUGUCUGCUGUCAGUGUGGCAAGAGACAGACUUGGGAAAUGAUUAUUCUUGAAGACUGUGCUCCCACAUUGGGCACUGACAUUGAGUCUAUGACUAAGCCUCCACUCUGAUAUUGUUGUGAGAACUGGCAUAAAUUGGUAAGAUCUUUCCAGGUUAAUGCAGAAAACAGAUCAUAAAACCUGGGGGACAUAAGUAAUCUUGUAUUUUUAUUUAUAUUCCAGAUGACUUGUCCUAUCCAUUCAACACCUCUUUUAUAUAAAAUACUUAAAUUUAUAUAUUUAGUGUGAAAUAUAGAUAAAUGUCAUCCAGAAAUGCCAAUUUGGAGCUGCAGGAUUACCUCAUCCUGCAUCAAUUCCACUAUGUGCAAACUGUUGAAUAGAAUUGAUUGAGUUGGCCUAGGUAAAUAAAUACACAUGUCUACAGCUUUAAUCAUGAUGGAUUUUGAAAUGUUUUCACUGUUGUCUUGUUACUUAUCUUAAUGAAGUUUUUAUUAUUAUUAUUAUUAUUAUUAUUAUUAUUAUUAUUAUUAAUAGGCCUGUGUUGUUGUUAUUCUUAUAACUCCAUGGUUUUUAACUUCAUAUUACUUUUAUGGCCACUCUUGUUCUACACUGUCCAUAAUGCCACUCUCCAUCAGGAUAUGCAGAAUCUUCAUUUAAAUAGGAUGGUCUACACCACCUUUGCGCCUACAAUCAAUUGUGCACACAAUCUUUGUAGAUCACCUGCAACAUAUGCAUAUGCAAUUUCCUUUGCAAAAGCAAGUUAAUGCUCUUUAUUUGGGAUCUUUUAUGUUCAGGCCCUAAGUGUAUUGUUUUUAUCCUUCUUUAUGCAGAUAGGUCUCCAUGCAACUACAGAUAGUAGGUGCUGCCUCUGUUCUAAUUGGUUGAGAAGCAAGAUUUCUGCCAAGCAGAUAAUAAAUAUUAACAUUUUUAAAUCAGUCAUUCUUCUAUUGUUGUCUUUGAUUACUCUUUGAAAGACCACAAACCAGUCACUGAAAACCAGUAGGGACAUUUAUUUAACUAUAAAUGCCAGUUUUCAUCAAUUAUCACAUUAAGAUAAAUGUCCCUUACUGAAUAUACAAUCUGUCUGAUUAACCAAAAUGUACCAAAGUUUGUAACUUAUGCUGGUUCUUUUCACUUUCUGUAUAGUGCAUCAUACUUUAUAUAAAAAUGUUGGUUAGUGUCUCAGUCUUACAAUAAAAUCAUCUCUGUAUGCAA